Messenger RNA from Trichoplusia ni (cabbage looper), 1661 nucleotides. RefSeq names its product methyltransferase-like protein 25. The record is from RefSeq and is a predicted model, not a curated record. Bases 99 to 1583 code for a protein of 494 amino acids. NCBI's taxonomy places the organism in Eukaryota, Metazoa, Arthropoda, Insecta, Lepidoptera, Noctuidae. The transcript is spliced from 8 exons.
UAACUCUGAGGAGCAUGAUGUACUAGCGAAGGCCGAGGCUGUCCGGGCACAGUAUAAGAAGGCCUGUGCCCUCUUGAAGAUAUCCUCAGUGAAUCCAUAUGAUGCAGGAGUCUCAUUUUGAUUUUGAUGACCCAGCAAUGACUUCAACAAUAACCAAAAUCAGAUAUAAGAUAGACUCCGUCAAAAAGUACUUGACACCUCUCCUGAACAUAGCUAACUGUCAUAUGGUGGAGUUCAUCACUCAGAACCACUGGGAUACUUUACUGCCAGCCUCCCUGAGGGAAUCACUUGAGGGUACUGAGCUUAAUGAUGCUGUUGAACAGUUUUGGUGUGCAGCCACAAGUCAAAGGGUUAAAGACACCUCAUGCCUCUCAGAAUGGGUCGUAAAUGCCCGUUCUCAUUGCCUGUCAGUCAACAAUGAAUACUGCUUAUCUGCCGAACAACUGCAAAGUCGCAUCAAAUCCUGGGGCGGUGAUAUACUGCCAGAGGUUAGGGUGAAGGAGUUCAUGACCAGCAAAAAAAGUUAUGAGGUCCAGACCAUGUCCCGCCUGGUAGCGUCGCUGCAGCCGUGUUGCGGCAGCAGCUGCUGCGUGGAGGCGGGCGGCGGGCGCGGCGCGCUGCCCGUGGCGCUGUGCCUGGCCUACCGCCUGCCCAGCCUCACCGUCGACUGUGAUGCGGCUGCCGUAGCUAAUGCUCCAGCCAGGAUCCUCAUCAUACAGAAACAAUGGCACGCCAUAGCGAAACGUAUAAAAGACGGCAACGAGGAGCGCAUGAACGAGAGCAUCAAAAAGAACCUGCACCGCUUCGCCGCCGCCUUCAUCACGCACCGGACUGACUUGCUCGGUAUCGUCAGGGAUAAGUUCCCUGAGUUUGACGGGCAAGAUGUCAAACUACUUCUAACUGGUCUUCACACAUGCGGUAAUCUUGGUCCGGACUCUCUUCGUAUCUUCACGACUCAGCCGUCAACGGCCGCAGUAUUCAACGUGCCCUGCUGUUACCAUCUGCUCACCGAAGCUAUAGAUGUCAAUGUAUUUGAUGUCUUCCAGAGGGACCAUGGUUGUGGGCCAGUCGAGACUAGUCAGGGCUUCCCUAUGUCUGAGUAUUUAAGAGGAUAUAAUCUAGGCCGAAAUGCAAGGAUGUUAGCUGCUCAAUCUAUAGACCGAGUUGUAGAUCAAAAGCAGUUGCCUUCAAAAAGUUUGUUAUACAGAGCAAUGUUGCAGUCGAUUAUUGAAGAACAACUACCAACCCACAAAAUAUCAGAAGGCAAACUGAAAAGGAUAACGCCCAAAUGUCAAACAUUCCAAGAAUAUUUCAAGAUGGCGGAUGAGAUUUUAAAGUUAGAACUGUAUGACAGUUUACCAGACAGUUAUUUCACAGAUAUACAAAGAAACUUGGAUUGCCAGUGGAAAAAACUUGUAAUGUUUUAUUUAUUAAGGCUUUGCUUAGCACAAGUAAUAGAAAGUUUAAUAUUGUUAGAUAGACUGAUGUUUCUGUUUGAAAAUGGUUUUGAUAAAUGUUAUUUGGUUAAGUUGUUUGAUCCUGUUCUGUCGCCAAGAUGUCAUAGUAUUGUUGCAGUAAGAUAGAAAUAUAUUAAUUAUUAUGUUAAUGAGUACAAUGAUGUAUAUUUACUACGGUUUUUAUUAAUAAAACGAUAAAACUUG